AUGAGUGGGGCGGAAUGCCCCGAGGAAUACAUGGGGUGCCUCGGUACACCAAAUGUUGCAGUUGCACCCGCGAGCAGUCGUGAAUAUCAUGUGCGGGAAUUCUCCUGUGGCACUCUAUACUACAGGACGUUCUUUGUGGAUUCCAAACGCGACGCGCUGUACGUCGGCGCUAUGGACCGUCUAUAUCGACUGAAUAUGAACAACAUCAGUGCAUCACACUGCGAUAGAGACUCAAUCAAUCUGGAGCCAAGCAACGUCGCACAAUGUGUUUCCAAAGGAAAAUCAGAACAUUUCGACUGCCGAAACCACGUAAGAGUGAUCCAGCCGAUGGGUGACGGAUCAAGACUUUACGUAUGUGGAACCAAUGCUCACAGUCCAAAGGAUUGGGUGCUAUACUCGAACCUGACACACCUGCCCCGUCACGAGUACGUGCCGGGCAUCGGCAUGGGCGUCGCGAAGUGUCCGUACGAUCCAGCCGACAACUCGACCGCCCUGUGGGUGGAGAGAGGGAACCCAGGCUCCCUGCCUGCAUUAUACUCGGGAACUAACGCGGAGUUCACAAAAGCAGACACCGUGAUCUUCAGGACCGACCUGCAUAACUUGACAACGGGCCGACGAGAGUUCUCCUUUAAGCGAACUUUGAAAUACGACUCCAAAUGGCUGGACAAACCGAACUUCGUUGGCUCCUUCGAUGUUGGUGAAUACGUGCUCUUCUUCUUCCGAGAGACCGCCGUAGAAUACAUCAACUGCGGAAAGGCAGUGUACUCAAGAGUGGCCAGGGUUUGCAAACAGGACACGGGCGGGAAGAACAUCCUCAGCCAAAAUUGGGCCACUUAUCUUAAGGCACGACUUAACUGCAGCAUUCCGGGAGAGUUUCCGUUUUAUUUUAAUGAAAUACAGAGCAUCUACAAAGUCCCAGGUGACGACAGUCGGUUCUACGGAGUGUUUACGACAGCCUCCACCGGUUUAAUGGGUUCAGCCGUCUGCACGUUUACCAUCAGUGACAUUCAGAAAGCAUUUGAAGGGAAGUUCAAGGAACAGGCCACAUCGAGCUCGGCUUGGCUACCCGUCAUCAGCAGUAGAGUCCCUGAACCGAGGCCGGGGACGUGUGUAAAUGACACCUCAUCUCUGCCUGAUACAGUGCUUAAUUUUAUAAGGUCUCAUCCGUUGAUGGAUAGCGCAGUUUCUCACGAACACGAGAAGCCAAUCUACUAUAAGAGGGACCUGUUCUUCACGCGUCUAGUCGUGGAUAGAGUGAAAGUUGACAUGAUGGGUCACCAGCUCGACUACACGGUUUACUACGCCGGCACCAAUGAAGGAAAAAUUCAUAAAAUCGUACAGUGGACUCGGAACGGCGACAGCCAGUCAGCUUUACUUGACAUCUUCGACGUAACUCCCGGCGAACCAAUUCAGGCCAUGGCUCUAUCACGCCUACACGGAUCUCUCUACGCGGCAUCUGAUAGACGAGUGCUUCAGCUACGCCUUGCUUUAUGUGCAAGGCGCUACGACGCAUGCGUGAGAUGCGCACGCGAUCCAUACUGCGGCUGGGAUAAGGACGCUGGCGUUUGUAGGGAAUAUACUCCGGGAUUAAUUCAAGAUGUGGCAAACGAAACAGCUGAUAUCUGCGAUUCCUCGAUCUCCCGGAAGAGCGUAUCAGCAACUUGGGGUCAGAGCUUGCAUCUCGGCAGUUUUGUUAAAAUGCCCGAGGUACUACAACCGAGGGCUGUGACGUGGUACCACUAUUCCAGGGAAAAGGGUCGACAUCCCAUUGCAUUUAAUAAACCUGAGAAAUACAUAGAGACAUCGGAACACGGGUUGCUCAUUAUAUCUGUGAAUGAGGCAGACGCGGGCCGCUACGACUGCUGGCUAGGAGGCUCCUUGCUCUGCUCUUAUAACAUCACUGUAGAUACGCACAGAUGUUCACCGCCUGAAAAGAGCAAUGAAUAUCAGAAGAUAUACACAAACUGGUGUCACGAAUUUGAGAAAUACAAGACUGCAAUGAAGACAUGGGAAAGGAAGCAAGAGCAAUGUGCACGACAGAAUGACUCGAAUCAAAACAUGCAUCCGAACGAAAUUGUGUGAUAGCUUCUGAACAUCGCCUAUCUCAUGUUUCAAUCGGUCAACUACUAUGCCGGAGCGAUACCCAUUCCGUACGUCUCGGCCGCUCUGGAGUAUUUCAACAUACUCUCGUGAGGACCCGACGUUCGAAACCCUCCAUUCCGUGAACAAACGUUGAAGCUCAAGAUAUAGUGAAUCUAGUGCCCCCUCUAGCUUUUGUAAACUAAAUAGUGACUAGUGACAGAACCCAUCGUUCCACAACGCAUCGGGAACAUGAGAAAGGUGAUCGGACAAACAAAAUUAUAUGGACAUCAUUUAUUAAAAUUUAAGGAACGAUUCCUAGCGUUGUGCGUCGCUUUGUUGGAGAUUGAUUGUAUAAAAAAGGUUUUAUCAAUUUUCAUAAAGUAAGUACGCUUUGUUCGUUAAAGUAGAUUCGUUAGUGAUCCAAGUGGAAUUAAUUUCGAUUAUAAAUAAAACAAGAUUAACGUGCAUUUAAAUUGCCAUUAUAUUCCGAGAGGUAUACAACUUUAAAGGGGUAUUUGAUAGAAAGCUGAAAUGUUGAAAGGUAUCUUUUACGUCAUUAAUAUGUCAUACUAGAUCAGCCAGACAUACAAAGAAAUUUAGAGAAACUGCCAAGGUAUAUAUUGUCCCUUCAUGGAACGAAAUUUAUGCUGUGAAGUACCUGUUUUGACACAUGAGUUUUUUAAUCAUUUAAAAUGCACAACACCUUUGCAAUCAUGUCAGAAUGGGUCUUACAAUACAUAUUAUUUCGACUUAUUUUAAUUUUCUUGUUUGGUUUGGUAGUUAUAUUUCAGCUCUUAUCGGACACUUCUCAACGCUAUCUACAACCUCUAGGUUUAAUAAGUAAUGUUUGUGUAGAGCAGGUGAUAUUUCAUAAUUAUUUAUUGUACUUUCAAUUAUUAUGAAUUAUUGUAAUUUCAUUUAU
Pararge aegeria (speckled wood butterfly) is the source of this 3004-nucleotide messenger RNA. RefSeq names its product semaphorin-2A (gene Sema2a). Gene Ontology annotation, molecular function: semaphorin receptor binding; chemorepellent activity. Gene Ontology annotation, biological process: negative chemotaxis; axon guidance; positive regulation of cell migration. Bases 1 to 2082 code for a protein of 693 amino acids. The transcript is spliced from 16 exons. Lineage: Eukaryota; Metazoa; Arthropoda; Insecta; Lepidoptera; Nymphalidae. The record is from RefSeq and is a predicted model, not a curated record.